AAGAACAUGUGUGGUAAUGAGUAAACCAAAAGUGUCUUGUGGAGAUUUAGCUCGCCAACUGAUUCAGGCGGUCUAGUUCUUCAUUCCUGCACAGACAUGUAGGAUCUGUUCAAUGGUACCAAUAUUCAUUGAACCGAUUGUGGAUUUUAAUUGUGUAUAAUGCAUACCAUCGGUUAAUGAGUAUUCUUUUGCAUUGGUAUAUUUUUUUCUAGAUCUGCAUUUAAGCUUGAACUCAUAAUCCAGCUUACAAGAUUAUUGUUCAUCAUUCUGCCUCCAACUGCAACUCAGACAACCAUCCAGUCAAACAAAAAAAGGCUAGCUGAUUCCCUUUGGCAGCCUGCCUAAACUUGUUUCUGGAAUAGUUUCAGACUACCAAUCCGCCGUUUCUUUGAAGGAGAAGUCACCUGAGAUAUGCCGCCGUUCUUGCUCCGUCUGAAGCUUUGCGCUAGUUGGUGGCGGCGCAAACUUCUUAGCGCUUUCAAGAGGAAGCAGAAGCCCGAGAUACAGAUUAGCCGUCUCCCUCAGGAAAUUGUGGAUGUGGUGAUCUCAUUUUUGCCAAUGAGGGAUGCUGCGAGAACAAGCGUGAUCUCGAGUGAGUGGAGACAAGGAUGGGAGAGGUACCCCAAGCUAACCCUGAACUCCGAGACAAUGCUUGGCACUAAAAGGGGGGAUAUUUACUAUGCUCCCAAAGUAAAAGCACAAAAAUACAGGGAGAAAUUCAUCGAAAAUGUCCAUGCUCUGAUGCGACACCACCAGGGUUUUGGGGUGGAGGAGUUUGUGCUGGAGUUUGGGCUCAACGAGAAGGAUGCACAUCAUAUUGACAGUUGGAUAACCCAUGCUGCCUCUAUGAGAUUGAAACGACUUGUCAUCGACUUGAGCGUACUGCCGCGGGACUUCGACGCUGACCUGGAGAAUUAUGCAUUCGCUUUGCAGCUUCUAGGUGAGAUCGGCCCAGUAAAGCAUCUCCACGUUCUUCAACUAAGAAAUCUAUCUGUGAAGCCACUCGGUGAUUUCAGAGGGUUUCUGAACCUUACAAUGCUUGAGCUGCAACGUGUGCAUGUUGCAGCGGAUGAUCUCGAAUCGUUGCUCUGCAAAUGCCCUGCUCUUGAGCGGCUAGCACUUAACACAUGCGGACGAUUCGUUUCCUUGCGGAUUGGCCAUCAGCUCCAUCGGCUGGAGCAUUUAUCUCUUGGCAGUAGUACUUUGGUGGAGAACCUACAGAUCAAUGCCAUCAACCUGAAGACAAUUUCACAUGGUUACAACAUCCGGAAAAUAGUUGUGAGAAAAGAUUCUAAAAUCACUGAGGUUAUUGCAAACAUGAAUACCGUACCUGGGUUCCGCAUAUGCAUUGGUUAUAAAGACACACUACAGUAUAUAUUUACUGGCCUUCCCAGUGCUUUGCCCUGUCUAGAGAAGCUAUCAUUGCGUAUCUACGAAAACAUACAGACAUCAGGAGUACCAAAAUGUGCGAGCAGAUUCAUGCAUCUACGGCACCUAACCUUGAGCAUCGACCUCGGCUUCUAUGGCAAAUUCGAUAUUCUCCGACUUGUUCACGUGCUAGAGGCUGCUCCAGUUCUGGAACACUUUGAGCUAAAUAUCGGUGUACUCGUGAUGUCUUGUCAUGAUUGCGACGAAUUGUUACCGUCGGUUGACUCGGUUCCCAGCCAGCCACAUGACCACCUCAAGACGGCCUCAUUCCAAGGGUUUAUAUUCAACAAGGACUUGAUCGCGCUGGCCUUGUACAUCCUGCGCAGUGCUGAAUCGCUGGAGCUCAUGAUGGUGCGAACAAAGCAUGCAUCUGGCCGCUGGAUCGCUGACCACUUUCUUCGCCGAGAGGACCCCCGAAACGUCGUGAAUAUUAUUACGUGAUCACUGGCGGCCAUGGCGGCUAUGUGCAGCGCUGCGUGUAUCUGUCUAGCCGUUGAGUUGGUCGAUUUAAUUGUUGGAUGCAACUGAAAUUGUACAUUUCACUAGUUUUUCAUUUAUAUUUUGCACAAACCACUUGUUUGACAUAUUGUUUGCACAUUUCACCCGUUGUUGGUGUAGUCCAAUGCAGGUUCCGCCAGUUGUUCAUUUAA
Messenger RNA from Lolium perenne, 2078 nucleotides. RefSeq names its product F-box/FBD/LRR-repeat protein At1g13570. The record is from RefSeq and is a predicted model, not a curated record. NCBI's taxonomy places the organism in Eukaryota, Viridiplantae, Streptophyta, Magnoliopsida, Poales, Poaceae. Gene Ontology annotation, molecular function: protein binding.